Molecule: messenger RNA, 4974 nt
Organism: Porites evermanni
Lineage: Eukaryota; Metazoa; Cnidaria; Anthozoa; Scleractinia; Poritidae
Source: the annotation of a GenBank genome assembly
AUGGCCGAGGAAGGAGAAACGCAGAAACCCAAUAUUGCAGCCAGGGAACGAGGUAAGACGAAAGUUGAGAACAGUCGUAAAUCGAGAAGGAAGGUUGGUUCGAGAGUUGGCGCGGCGCCUACCAAGCUCUCCGGAGUAAUUAAAAGUAUUCAAAAUCAGUCUGCCUUUUUACUUUACUGUCAAAGACCUUUUGAAAGUAGACGAGGUGUUCUCCGGGUGGAGAUUUGAAACGAACGACUUCUACGUUCGAAAACAUGCGUGUUUCAGACACUUGACCAUUUAAGCAACCACAAUUCAAUACCUUUAAGCUUAUAUCACUUCUGCAUACAUGAGAUCUUGUGGCUGUGAAAAUAUUUGCAAAUGUCUAGACUUAUUUUACUUAAAGGACGAAAUUUCUGUAAAAUAGUUCGCUUUUUUAGACUUAAGAUGUCAUUGUAUGGUAGCUUAAAAUAACUACCUGUGCGAAGUGGAAACUUGAUCGUGACAAUUGAAGCUAAAAUCCCCUUUCUCCUACGUAGCAAAACAAUAUGCUCAAAACGGUAUCAUUUCCAUUAUCAAUCGUAAAGGAAGUAAAAUGAGGCUUUUCUUUACUUUCUCUUGCACUAAACAAACUAUUCUGGUGUUUUAUAAUCACACAGCUGCUCGCUAUUUCCCGUGUCAUUUGUGAACUUUUAUGCGCAAUUCGCUAAUUGAUUUCACUGUUAGGAAAGCUUAUUGCCGUCUUGUGGCAGAAAGUAUCCAAAAUAAACCUGUCAGAUCGAAAUUGCGUUUCAUUCAGCACGAUAAAUUGAACAAUUAGACAAAUUUCAUGAGGAAGGGGAAAAUUAGAGGAGCGAUUGCGGCGAAUAUUUCAAUAUUUGAUGGAAAUGUUUACAGUUUUAAUUUUUUACAGCUGGUAAAUUGCUAAACGCUAAAUUGCUGAGGGCUUGUUUCUUUUCUCAACAGGACCCGGACCGGGCAGAUAUGGCCUUCCCUCCACAAUGGGCUUUCAAAAGCACGACUUUUCAAAACGCAUGAAUCCAGCAUACUCCUUUGGACAACGUCUUCCCAACAGUAAGUACUAUAAACAACAAAAGCGAUUAUCACUAGCGAUGCAUUGAAUCGUAUUAGAAGUCAAUUUAUCGCCUUAAGGGUUUUCCCUCAGUUUAUGAAUUAUUUGUUUUCGAAUAAAGUUCUUUAUUAUUUACUUUCAGCGUUUAAAGAUGACUGCAGUCCUGGACCUCAGUAUAAAAUAGAUCCUAGAAUAACUAAAACAGGAUUGGACGGCACCCCAGCGUACUCUAUCCUUGGGCAGCAAAAAGAUCAGGGUAGGUUUAAUAAUGACAAGCACCUGAAGGUCACGCAAAGUAUUAAAAAAAUUGAAGCGCUAAAAUAAUGUGGUAUUUUGCGUUAAACUAUUGGCAAAGAAAUGAGUAGGAUUUUGUAUAGUAUUAUCUUAUGCAGAAAUACACUGGAUGACAAUAUGAAUGCAACCACCUGCUCCCAUUAUUUCAAUUAUCUCUGUUGACUUCUUUAGAUGCAAAUUCGUAAGAAUCAAUAUCCCUACUUCAAAGUCAUUUUGUGGAGCUUGGUGGCACAUUAAGCCACAUCAGGAGAUUAAAAAGAUUGUAAAAGGAAAAAUGGAGGAACAUGUUGCUAAUGAUACUCCCUGGAACAAAUAGGUAGAUUAUUUUGACAAUAUUUGAAUAAAAAAGAAAAAUUAAUCUAAGGAAGGCUCUUAGAAUAAAAUUAAGAUGGAAUCCAUCAGGAAAUUGAGUAAUUUUAAUUUUCAUUGUGACAAAAACCUUGUACCAGAAUAAUUUAAACAAUAUUGCAUUUUUUUGUUACAUUUUUCAAGGGCUAAAGAUAUAAUAAUUAGUUAUCUGUAAUAAUAUAUUUCUCAUGGGAUCCCCAGGGGCGGAUCCAGGAUUUUUUUUAGGAGGGGGUGCACUCGACUCUUGCUCUACCUCAACACCAAUAAACCACAGUUUUUUUUUUUUGCGCAGAAUACCAGUUGUAUUAGAAAACCGCAGGUCAUCUCAGGGGGGGGGGGGGGGGGGGGGCAUGCGCUCCCCCUAGAUCUGCCCCUGAUCCCUAGAAAAUAAAUGUCAAAUUUCACAAGAAUUGUGAAAACACAGGUGAAAGUCCGAAAAUUUCAUAUGUAAGGUGUCAUUUUGUGAAAUUUGACAUUUAUUUUCUCCGGCUCUCAUGAGAAAUUUUCUUUGGUGUUAUUACAGAUAACGAAUUACAUCUAUAGCCCUUGGAAAAUGUAAAAAAGAAUGUGAUAUUAUUAUCUUAAAUUAAUCUGCUACAAGGUUUUUGUCCACUGAAAAUUAAAAUUACUCAAUUUCCUGAUGGAUUACGUCUUAAUAAUUAAAAAGGUAAAAUAGAGUUCAAUUUUACAAAAAAAAAUCCUGCAAGAAGAGGGCCUUUAAUCUUCCUAAAUACCAGGAAGUCUAGGAUGAUCGAAGGGCCUCACAGGGUAGAUAGAUGAAUUGACAACAACAGUCUUGUAUGUCGGUCUAGCUAGUACAGUGCAAAGCCUGCAUUGGUGAUACAUACAGAGAUGGAUCUAACGGAGGCAAAGACGGCCUUCAUCUCAUUUUUAGUCCAAGAGUACAAGAUCUACAAAACAAAACUUUUGCAUAUUCUUAUUCCAGAAUACAAUCAAUCGAAUGCACCCUAUUAAAAAAGUCAGCAAGGAGCAGGAGUCCUUUAAAUCACAUCACAUGUUCAUGUAGAAAUAAUUAAACUGAUGGGGCACAUAAAAAGGAUUUGCACUGAAAAAAAGUGAAGACUGCCUUUCACCAUCAUUACAUAUUAAUUUAAGAAUGGCAGUCGUAUAAAUAUACAGUCAACUCUAACAAUGAACAGCUCUUUACGAUGGACACCUCCCUAAAAUGAACACCUAGAGUUGGCCUUAAUUUGCCACUCUUUGUAACUGUCCCAUUUUUAAAACUGCAUGCUUGCGGAGUUGCCACCUUUAUAGUAUGAAUCUUACAGAGAGUUGACAGUAGAAGUUAUAAUAUUGAGAAAGUUGCAAAAUAUGUUUUGUUUAAUGUCUUCAACAGCAACAUUCAAAACUCCAGCGCCAGGAGCCUAUUCCCCAGAAAAGGUUCAUCCGCAGGGUGAAAGACACGCCCCGGCAUACUCAAUGGGCAGUAGAUCUCGAUACAGAAAACGUAAGUAUACUCACUUCUAUCCUGCCCUGCUCAAUUCAUCUGAUUUGAUAAAAGAAAACAAAGAAAUUGGCAUCUGAGGACAAUCAGGGGAUCCAUAAAAACUCAAAAUCCUGGAGACUACCUGUGUAGCAACCUUUCAACAGCUCAAGUUGUUUCGUUCAAAGUAUGCUUUGCACAAAUCAAGUGUUAGUAAGCAUGACAACUAGCUCACAUGUUCUAUUUGUGGUUAAUCUAAGAUUGGAUUUAUAACUGAGCUUCAAAAACUCAGUUUAAUUAUCUGCCAAUCCAUUUCGAGUCUCACUUACAAAAACUUCAAUCUCCAAAAUUAUUAAUGAAGACUCCACAAUAAUAACACCCAAGUUUGCUUGGAGCCUGUCUGAAUUGCACAGAUAGGCUCAUUAAGCUAACAACUUUACACAAAACUUGAGAAUAGGGUGUUAACAUUACUUUUUUGCUUUUAGGUGAUGCCACUCCCUCUCCUAACUCAUACACCCUGCCACCACUUCUUGGCCCAAAAGUCCCAAACAAAGGCUCCUCAGCCUGCUUCUCAAUGACCAGCCGAGCAAAAACUGGUGGAUUUUCUGAGGACCUUGCUAAGACUCCAGGACCAGGGAGAUACCAAACAGUGGAUCCAAGUACCUAUAAGAGAAAAAGCCCUGCCUAUUCUAUGUUACAGCGAAACUUCAUGCCUGGAGGUAACGUUAACAUUGUUUUGCUUUCAUUCACCAUGACCUUCUAAGUUAAAAUGUGUCCUAGGUAUAGUGUUGUUCCUCAAGAUGGCCUAGUUUUAAAAAGAUGUACCUUAACUUAUAAUGGCUUCUUGAAACUGACCUCAAGGUUUUCAACCCUUUAAGCCCCAAGAUCUACAAACAAAUUCUCAUGACUGAUCUCCAUACAUUUCUUCUAAGAAUAGUUGAGAGAAUUUGGUUUAAGAUCAAAGAGUCAUCCCUUUGGUAAUCAGUUUAGUAAUUCUCAUAACCUUAACUGAUGAUGUGCUGAUGUUGUUAGGAGAAAAUUGAUGUUGGUCACUCUUGGGGCCUUAAUGGGUUAAGGGAUAAACAUUAUAAGAAAUUUUAUCAGUGACUUCCAGUGAGAUUAGUGGAGUAUAUCACAAAGAAAAAGCUACAGAACACAAGUUGCGGAGGAGACAUGUCCCUCACCGGGAUACUCCUGCAGCCUAUCCAUAGGCUACUCAGAGCAGGAUUGUCAAAAGUAGCCGGAUGCGGGCGAAAAUCGCCGCCUACUUGUACCGAUGAUGUUUUUUUACAUAAAAAUUCCCUGGACUGGCUGCUUACUUUGACAACCCAGCCAUCUACUUCAAAACUUUCUGACACCCCUGUCAGAGAGUAUGUAAUACCACAUCCUAUUGGGAGUCUCUUUUGAUCCAAUAAAAUAUAUAGAAAAUCUCUCCUUUUAAGUAAAAUCAGAAAAGGGGGUUGACUGCAUGUUUUGCUACAGAGUUUUAAUCAUGGCUUCCUUUAUUUUACAGACUCAACACAGAAGCCCGGUCCUGGUGCACACAGCCCCGAGAAGGUGGAACUCAACAAACCCGCUGCACCCAAAUUUUCACUUGGAAUCAGACACAGCGAAUUUGUCACACCUCUUAUCAUCGAUGUUACAGAUUAAUUCUAUUUCUUGUUAGUUGCCAUGAAUUUUACUUUAUUUCUUUUCUACCAUUAAUUUUCGACAAAAGAAAAAAAAAAGAAAGAGACAAAGAAGCAUCUCCAAUAAUUUAUAAUAGUGUAAAAUGAAAGAUAAUUGCUAUGACCUUUGAAUGAGUGUUGAAAAUGAAUAAAAAUAUACUGCUGCAGCU